AUGAUCAAAGCUGUACUUGUAUUUAAUACUCGUGGUCAAGUACGUCUUAUAAGAUUUUUUGACUCAUGUUCAACGGAAUUACAACAAAAAUUACUCCGUGAAUCUUAUCAAAUAAUAUCAAAACGUGAUAUGAACGCAUGCAACUUUGUUGAACACAAUGAUUACAAAUUGGUAUAUCGUCAUUAUGCAACACUUUAUUUCGUAUUUGUUAUUGAUUCAACUGAGUCCGAAUAUGAUAUUUUUGAAUUAAUUCAUACAUUUGUACAAUGUCUAGAUCAAUAUUUUGAAAAUGUUUGCGAACUUGAUUUAAUAUUUCAUUCAGAUAAAGCCAAUCAUAUAUUAAAUGAAUUUUUUAUGGGUGGUUUUAUGAUUGAACGUAAUUCGGAUUUAGUUUUAAAUGAUAUACGUACUCAGCUACGUUUAGAACGGCAGGAUUCUGGUGUUUUCAAGCAUGUUGGAUCAAAAAUAAAAUCUGCUGUUGACUCAAAGACUGAGCGAAUAAAAAUGGACAUGGAGAAAAAAUUUGAUGGUCAAUUACAUUAG
Rotaria socialis is the source of this 543-nucleotide messenger RNA. NCBI's taxonomy places the organism in Eukaryota, Metazoa, Rotifera, Eurotatoria, Philodinida, Philodinidae. The record is from the annotation of a GenBank genome assembly.